Messenger RNA from Pygocentrus nattereri (red-bellied piranha), 800 nucleotides. It is a transcript of the gene ponzr6, whose product is annotated as plac8 onzin related protein 6. Bases 45 to 503 code for a protein of 152 amino acids. The transcript is spliced from 4 exons. NCBI's taxonomy places the organism in Eukaryota, Metazoa, Chordata, Actinopteri, Characiformes, Serrasalmidae. The record is from RefSeq and is a predicted model, not a curated record.
UACAAACACACACACACCUACCUGAAAUCCCACUGCUAACAGUCAUGAUGGCCAUUCCUACAGUUAUGAUGCAGCCAGUGGCAUUCCAGUCUCCAGACAGCCCAAAGAGCGGCAAGUGGAGUAGUGGGAUAUGUGACUGCUGUGAGGACAUGGGCAUCUGCUGUCUUGGAUUUUGGUGCCCCUACUGCUUGAUGUGUAACACAAGCGAAAGAUUUGGAGAGUGCUUCUGCCUCCCCCUGGUGGAAACAUGCUUUGGGGCAUUGGUUCCACCUCUCACCUUCGCUAUGAGGAGCUCCAUGAGAGAGAGAUACCGCAUUCAGGGCACGAUGUGUGAUGACUGCUGUGUGUCCACCUGCUGUUCACUCUGUGUGUGGUGCCAGAUAGCCAGAGAGCUAAAGCAUCGUCAGCAGCCCCAAGUGAUUGUAAAUGCAUCGGUGAGCCCUGCUUAUCAACCUCCAAUGCCUAACGUACCUCAGCAGCCUCAGCACAUGGCGGGACACUGAAGAAACUCUCCAUGUUUCUAAUGCAUUACUGAAUAUUUAUAGAUUAAUCAGAUGAUCGAGAUAUAUUAUAUCAAGUUUAAAGAAGCCUAUUAUCACUAGCUAAAGCACUUACAGAAGCUGCUUCAUGUAGCACCUAUAUAUUUUUGUACUAAACUGUACUUCAGUGUCAUCUGUAAACUAAUUAAUACUAUACAAAAAAGUCUGUUUUAUGCAAAUAUGAAAACUUAUGUUAACAAACAUUUUUAUUUUUAUUUUGUCAAAAACCAUUUACAUAAUGCUACCUGGAUCAAUGGUACA